CCUAGAGGCCCAGGCAGCGCCACACAACAGUGGCAGUAUCGACAAACGUUCACACAACGUUUAGACGUAACAACUCUGUGUCACUUCAUUUCUUAUUUUAGUAACUAGAUCAUUUCAAACUUAAAUUUUCCUAGUUUUAGUUGUUUAAGUGUUAAGUGUAUUUUAUGAUGUUUUAAUAACACGAAGUGCGGCACCCAUACAUGCAAUAGUAGGCAAUUACGUAAUGGGAAUUAUUAUGCUAGAGAAGUUUAAAGUUUUACCCUGAAAUUCAACAUGGCCGCUGACACAGGAAUGGAUACUUGCUCCAGUCCGGAGAUCACGGACUCCAGAAAGCGCCCGCUGGACGGGGACUCUGAGAAUGGCGACGUCAAGAGGUCGCACUUCAGCUCCGUGCAAGACCUGGUGACGGCCUUGCCUCUGGCCAACGGCCAUGGAAAUAUUACGUCUCAUUUCGCAGUGGAGCCGACAUACCACUUCAAGGUGCUAGUACCGUCCAUGGUGGCCGGCGCCAUCAUCGGCAAGGGCGGCGAGACCAUCGCGCAGCUGCAGAAGGACACCGGCGCGAGGGUCAAGAUGAGCAAGUCCCACGACUUUUACCCUGGUACGACGGAAAGGGCGUGCCUGAUCACCGGCUCCGUUGAAGGCAUCAUGGUGGUGCUGGACUUCAUCAUGGAGAAGAUCAAGGAGAAACCCGAGCUGGUCAAGCCCUUCCCCGAAGGAGUAGACACCAAGAUGCCCCAGGACAGAGAUAAACAGGUGAAGAUCCUCGUGCCCAACUCGACGGCGGGCAUGAUCAUCGGCAAGGGCGGCAACUACAUCAAGCAGAUCAAGGAGCAGAGCGGGAGCUACGUGCAGAUCUCGCAGAAGGCUAAGGAGCUGUCUUUACAAGAACGCUGCAUUACUGUUGUGGGGGAAAAAGACAACAACAAGAAGGCCUGCCUGAUGAUCCUGCAGAAAGUGGUGGACGACCCGCAGUCGGGGUCGUGUCCGAACGUGUCCUACGCGGACGUGGCCGGGCCGGUGGCCAACUACAACCCCACCGGCUCCCCGUACGCCGUGCCCACCGCCGAGGUGACAGAGAGCCACGCGCUGGGCGCAGGCGUAGUCGGUGGUUCCGUGCUGGUUAACGGUUCUGGACUCGGCGCGCUCAGCCUCACGCUGUCGCUGGCGCCGCCCGGCUCGCAGCAGCAGACUCCCCUCACGCAACACACGCUGGACCACAUCAAGGUGGCCCUCCGGCAGUCCGGGUACUCGGACGCAGGCAUCUCGGAGAUCUCGGCGGCGCUGGCGCUGCUGGUGAAGCACGGCGUGCUGGGGCUGGCGCUGCCGGCCGCGCUGCCCGCCACCCCCCUCUCCGCCGCCUUCUACCCGCUGCCCGCGCAGGACCAGCCCGUGUUCGGCCCGCUGUCGCAGGUCGGCCUAGGCGGCGGCCGCGGCGCGUCGUUAGAGCGUUUCGCGGAGGUAGCAUUCGAUGCGCUUCGGCCCCCAGCCGUGGCGCCCAUCUCGCUGUCGGCGCAAGUGGGCUCCGUGGCCGGCGUGCCCGGCGUGCCCGGCGUGCCCGGCGUGCAGGGCGUGCCCGGCUUCCCCGCCGCCUCGCUGCUCCCCCUCAGCAAGUCGCCCGCGCCCGCCGACCAGGGCGCCAAGGACUCCAAGAACGUCGAGAUCGCCGAGGUCAUCGUCGGCGCCAUCCUCGGUCCCGGCGGCCGCAGCCUGGUGGAGAUCCAGCAGAUGUCGGGCGCGAACAUCCAGAUCAGCAAGAAGGGCACGUUCGCGCCGGGCACGCGCAACCGCAUCGUCACCAUCAGCGGCUCCGCGUCCGCCAUCGGCAACGCGCAGUACCUCAUCGACCAGAAGAUCCAGGAGGAGGAGCUCAAGCGCACGCGCCACAACGCGCUCUCCGCCGCCUCCGUCUCCGCCGCCACCGCCGGCCUCAUGCAGUAGUCUAGUCAUACACCUCAAGGCAGUGCGCAAGGCGACAGUUACCUUGCCGCGACCAAAUACCACCCCCGCUCGGUACACUGUGUACAAUCACUAGUUCUUUCGAUUUAUGUGAGAAAGAAAAGAGUAGUGUCGAGGUGACGGAAUAAUCCGCACUAUCAUUGUUUCCAUUUCCAUGUGAAACACGAUUAUAUUUCAUAGAAAAUAUAAGUUUUUAGGACACCUCUCAGGAUCGAAAGAGCUUUGGAUUCUCAUUCGAAACUAUACAAAAUGUAACGCUUGGGGGUGGUGUUUGUAACGGCCUUACUGCUAGUUAAGAGUUAUUGUUUUGUUUGACGCUCGCAGCUCUCGACGCCUGCCGCGCGGCGGGAGCGCACAAGUGUAAAUGGGGCCGUGCAAUAUGCAACGCGACCCGCCGCGGCACGCGUCGACACAUAGUUACCUAUUUACAAAUAGAUUUUAUUAUAUAUUAUUGAUUUUAUGCAUGUACUAUAGUGUUGGACAUAUAUCUGGUAUAUUUUGUUCGUCGCGGUCUGCCUAGCAGAGGAUAUUGUUGUGUAAGGUUAAUGAAGUUACGAUUGUGAUAAAUCCUAUCACGGAAAUUCCUAUUCCAUGCACAUUUUAUUUUUGUAUAUUGUUCACCGUGCAUCGCAUACAUUUUAUUUACAGAGUUGAUUUCAUUGUAAAUGUUACCAUUGAUAAGUUAUGUUUAGUUAGGUUAGUUGAAACUUGGAUUCGGAUAAGCGAGCCGCCUAAGCCUCGGUUGACAUAAUAAUUUUGUUUCGUUUUAUAUUUGACUCUCGAAUGGUCCGGCCAGCGGAGUCGUCGUCAUUCCUCAUUUCUGAAGGUGAAGAUCUUUAUUUUUUAUACAUUUAUAAAUAUUUCGUUUUAUUUUUGUUAGGAACGUUUCGUAACCGUCGUCCGGUCUAAAAUCGUUUGACAACAAUAUAAGUACAAUCUAAACAAAAUGUUAUAAUGCAUGUCCAGAAUAGUAGAGAAUUAUAUUUGAAGAGACGUAUCGUUGCAGAUAUGUUAAUAUUGACAAUAUGACAGAAAGUUAUUUACAGUCGGAGCAGGCCGGGCGCGCUCGUGCCGCUCGCAGGCCUCGCCGCUCGGCCGCCAGUUACCUCACGUGCCAUGUUGUGAGCGGGCUCGCGACCCCGCGACCCGCGACCCUGUCCGCUGCCCGUGCGGCGAUAUACUUAUCGAGGAAUGAAGUACAAAUGAAAUGUAAUAAAUAAUAAUAAUGAAUUCGAAUCGGCUUAAAGAGUUAAUGUAUGUACCUACUGUACAAUAGUGUGUAAGAAAAGGAAUUGAGGGGCGUUUCUCGAGCUCGCGCUGCGCCACCCGCCGCCCGCCGCCGGCGUGGCCGCGCGACCUGCCGUAGACUAGCGUAACUAUGUACCCUAAUAGCUAGAACUUAUUAUAUAUUCAAUCUUUAAAGUGUAGGAAUCGCUGUUAACUUUCCGGUGUUUUCGACUUUCUCAUUCAUCUUAUUAUAUACGGGGUAGUGCAGAUAUCGUCUAGUGUCAAUUAUCGGGCGGGCGGGGCGGUGCCUACUCCGGCCCCGCCUGGAUGUCGAUUAUACGCGCUCAAUUUUAUUGGAACUAAAUCUUCAUUAGUCUGUACGUGUAAGUGACUACGUCAAUUAUUCUAAACGUUCGGUUGAUGCCACUCGGCCAGAGCCCCGUUAGUCCUCUCCUCACUCGUCUCCUCUCGCACCGGUCCCUGAGUUACUUGCCUCUUGUUGCGCCGGGCUCGCGGCGUCGGCGUCGCGGCACCCCUCGCCGCCGCCUCGGCCGCCAAGCUCCCUCGGCGCCGCGAACUCGCCGAUUCUUAAAUAGUUAUCGAUGGAAUUCUAGUUAGUUAUAAUUGUCAUUAAAAACAAUAUAAAGGUAUGUAUAGAUAAUUUUAAAAUAACUGGAAAAUGUUAAUGUUGUUAUACUGAAGUUGUUACAAUAUUUGAGAGUAUAUUAACGUGAAUACAGAAUAAUAAUUUUAGUGCGGUACUAUCCGUUUAUCGCGUGGGAAGAUAAUAAAUGCAACGUCGUCCGGAAUAUUUUGUGUAUCGAAUGAAUUCAGAAGGGAAGAGAACAAGGUUGAUACUGUUUCUGUGAUACUGACAAAUACGCCGCGCUGGCACGCUUCCCGCACCCCUAGCGCCGCCCGGCCACCGAGUGCCCAAGAGGCUGCCACACCCAACAACACAACACAACCGUAGCGCUGACUUAUUAAUAGCCAGAGUCGUAACCACCGCUUAAGCUUCACGCUUCGCGCGAUGCAAGCGUCUCUGACGUUGUUAAACGUGUAAUACGAAUACAGUGGCAUGCUACGUGUUGCAUGCGUCAAGCGUAACGACCGCGUCGAUAAGCUCCGUGCCUGGCAGGAGUGUAAUCUCGUGUAGUAGCGGUAUACAGCCUCUCGGGCACGCGCGCGCCCGGCGCGGCCGUAGUCAGCACCCGGACAGCGGCCCGUCGUGUGUAGUCAGUAGAGCCGCACCCACUCUCGUUACUAGCGCUGUUACACUUAGGUAAGUUUCAAUGUUGUAGGCUAAGGUAGCUAGCGAGCCUCACGAGCGGCCCGCACACGCGACCGCGCAUCUCAUCUUUUAAUUUUAAUAGCUAAAUGUUGUUGAAUUUGUUGAUAGAGUGGUUUAUCGUAUAGUUUAGAGGUAUACGUGAAGGCAGCCGUCGGGUGCGCUAGGCUAGUAAGGUUCGAUACUGUGUUUAGGAUCAUGGCUGUGCGUUCAAGUCGAACUCAACAUUAAGACAUCACCAUAACGCUUGUUUUGGGCGCGAAUCGCACGCGGCCCGCACUCUGUAUAUAAUUGCAUAGCAUUUUCAUUUACGUUUUCUCCUUGCUCAUUGUCAUCAAUUUAUUAAAGACUGAGGAAUCAACUUGCGCAUAUUGACAUUGUCACGAACGCGUCCCGAGAGGUAGGGAAUAUUGUAAUAUAAUUGUUUGUCAUUAAAAUUUUCACUCAGUUUCAUGUGGAGUCCGACGGACGUAGUCGCGUGCGAUUCCCGCAGUACACUCGCCGUUUUGUAUCGAGGAGUAAGAUAGGCUAGAUCUAGGAGGGAUUCGUAAGAGUUUACUGGUUUAGGUAUAGGGGAAGGCACCCAGCAUCGGACGUGCCAGCGCUCGGAGCUUGUGGCAGAGAACGACUAGACCCAGGAGCCUCUCGUUACACGCGUGUUGCUGUCCUUGUCACCCCCGCGCUCGCAGCCGGCUGGUGACGUCCGAUGCUGUAGUAGGAUAAGUUUGUCAGAACGUUAGUGAGUGUACGGUGUGUAAGCGCCGCCGCGUGUGGCAUGCGACACGGCUGUGCGCGCUUGCCGCACGCCGCGGCGGCCGAGCUGCAGUCUCAAGCGCCGUUCAGUCGUUGUCUCAUCACCUUUACACAUGUUGAGAUUGAUAUGUUGUACUAAUUCUAUUGAAUUAUAACUUGUUGCGUAUAAUAAGUAUGUAGACAGGCGCCGGUUCGGUGCGUUAUGUAUAAUAUCGAUAUGUUGAAAACAUUUGUUGCUGUACAGUUUCAGUGAUGGAAUUUUUAUUUUUUAUUAUUAGUUAUUUUGUUAACUUGGUUUACGACAAACGGGUCUGCAAUCUUAUGUAACGAGAAAUAAUUUCUAAUUAAGUUUGAAUUGAAAUGUUGAAUAAUAUCUAUUGAAUUUAAAUUUGGGUAUAUUAUAGUCAAUGUUAAUAUUUAGUUGUACUGUCGAUAUUGAUUUUCUAAUGAAUGUUAUUUUGCAAUGUUGUAAACGAUACGAGGUAUAAUGGGAGGUUAUCUACAAUGUCUUAGUGUUUAAAAGCUCGAAAACCAAUUAAAAGGUACCUUGAACAUUGUCUAUAUUAUAUUAACAUUAAAUAAAUUGCAAAACGA
Messenger RNA from Cydia fagiglandana, 5821 nucleotides. RefSeq names its product RNA-binding protein Pasilla (gene pasilla). Gene Ontology annotation, molecular function: mRNA binding. Gene Ontology annotation, cellular component: nucleus; cytoplasm. Gene Ontology annotation, biological process: regulation of alternative mRNA splicing, via spliceosome; mRNA splicing, via spliceosome. The transcript is spliced from 10 exons. The record is from RefSeq and is a predicted model, not a curated record. Bases 274 to 1941 code for a protein of 555 amino acids. Lineage: Eukaryota; Metazoa; Arthropoda; Insecta; Lepidoptera; Tortricidae.